Malaya genurostris is the source of this 2236-nucleotide messenger RNA. Its product is annotated as dynein regulatory complex protein 1 homolog. The transcript is spliced from 10 exons. Gene Ontology annotation, cellular component: axoneme; axonemal dynein complex. Bases 69 to 2087 code for a protein of 672 amino acids. The record is from RefSeq and is a predicted model, not a curated record. NCBI's taxonomy places the organism in Eukaryota, Metazoa, Arthropoda, Insecta, Diptera, Culicidae. Gene Ontology annotation, biological process: cilium-dependent cell motility; regulation of cilium movement; axonemal dynein complex assembly.
AUCAAAUUUGAACUAUAGGUUCAGUAUCCUAACGUAGUUAAUUAUCUUAUGUAGUUGUUCAUAAAAAUAUGGAAAACGAAGCUAUUAUUAAUUCUGAUCAUAACGUUGAAAAGUCUGUUUCUUUACCGAAUUUAUUUGGAAUUGUUUCUCAAAUUGUGCUGGAUGAUAAAUCACAAAAUUUAAUAGAACAAUUGGCUAAGUGCAAGAAGAAUAUUAAACCUGUCAGUGAAGAAUAUUGCAACGAUAAGGAGAAUAUUCGUCGCAGGCUGAGCGAUAGUAAUCGUAUUAUAUCAGAACUUUUGCGAGAUGGACUAGAACUUGUUCAAGACAUUCAAGUCGCUAAUGAUAAGCGAGAGGUCGAGAGGCGUGUGAAAGAAGCAGAAAUAAGAGAAGAGCUGUUAGAAACACUACACAUCGAAACAGACGAAGCAGUUGCCAAGUUUGAAACAAUUUCUGAGAAAUGGAUGGAACUGAAGAAAGUAAAAGAUCCAAUGGGGAUUAAUGAUGAAUUGCAAGUUCAAAAAGAAUGCAUACAAACUCUGAUGAAACAGAAAGAUAACAUAAUUGAUGAAUGUCGCAAAGAACUAAAGGCAGCGGAUGAUCGUUAUACAAGAGAUUUACUUAAACAAACCACUUAUAUCCACAGCUUAGUUGAACGUGUUGACAAUCAAAUCGAAACAAUGAAUCGUGCAUUCAAAGAUCAACUCAAUUUGCUAGAAAAUACAAUUGACGAAGAAAGAUCAAUUUUACGGCAGGCUACUACGAAAAAAUGGGAUGAUAUGUAUACAAGACGGGCAGUUAUUGAGCGGCUUAAAAUGAAGCAGGAAAAUGAAAGGUUAGAAUUCUAUGAAGACGCAAUAGGUCGAAUAGAACAAGAACAUAUUGAAAUGACCAGAGCCACCAGAAUUAGGUUAGAGCAGGACAAUCAAGCGUUGGAAAUCGAACUACAAAACGCUAAAACCAAAACAACACUCAAUUCGGAGAAGCUCGAUUACAAUUUUCAAGUACUUAAGAAACGCGAGGAUGAAAAUUUAUUAGUUCGAAAUGCUCAAAAACGGCGGUUAACGAAACUUAAUGAGACAGUUUUUGUUCUGCGGAGAAAAAUUAAAGAUGCACAAAUGAGUUGUCUUAUUGAAACUGAAAAAAUAACGUCUGAUAUCAUGAAGUUGCGUUCUACCAUCAGUCAAAUGGAUCUGAAGGUAAACACGUUUACUCAAAUGAAUGAUAAAAAGUACCAAUCUGUAUGGCAAAUGAAUAAAAACGAGUGUGUUGAUAUUUUGAAAAGUGUUUUUGAAAUUGACAAAAUUCUUACUGAGCAACAUUUAGGUCGAAAAUGGACAUUUCCUACAGUAUCGAAGGAUUAUACUAAGAAACAGACACAGUUAGGAGCAGUAGAUAAGGAUAAUAACACAUGUACUACAUCAAAAAGCGUCCUUAACGAACGGGAUCAGUUCUUGGAUAUUCUACAUGGUUUUAUGGAGCAAGCUGGGUUUCUCGUGGAUAAAACUGUAGUGAAGCUCAUGGAUACUUAUGCACGGGAAGAUCAAAGCUUAGUUUGUUUGGACAACAUUUUCAAUGCUUUAGGUAUUUCAAACUGGGAUGACGUCAAAAUAUUGAGAGAAAAGUUCAGUUGUAUUGAAAAUACACGUUUUGACUCAAAUAGCGUGUCUACCAUAAAGUCCGAUGAAACGAAUAGCGAUAUGAUUGAUCGGAAGUUUAAGGUUGAAACUGAUUAUAAGUUUAUUGAUCAAGAUGUUAACUCUAAAUUGGAUGCUUCAGAAAAUCUACGCUCACUCAAACAGUUUUCGGAACAGUUAAUGGCAGUAGACACCAUACUAGGCAGUUCAGAACAAAACAUCUCAUCGAGAAAAAUGUCUAUCAAAGAUGUCAAAGAGUACUGGGAAGUGUUCAGGAGUGUUUUCUCUUCCGAUAAAGUUAAGAUUUGGACUCUAAUGGAGAAUAACUUAACUUAUUAUCUACAGGUUUUGAAAGACCGUAAAGCAUUAGAUGAAGAGUGCGAUUUUUUGAGGAAACAAAACUUGGAGCUUCAGUACUUGCUUCAGAAAAUGUCAGUCUCAAAGGAAUAAUUUGCACAAAAAAAAAUCUGUUGUAGAAAUAAAAGGAAAAAAAAACUGUAGUUGGUGAUGGAAUAAGAAUGCACGCAGGAGAAAAAAAAAACAAACAACUUUAUAGCAAAUUUAACUCAACAAAUUAUUUUGAAAUAAACGAAUUAUGG